GCGGCGGGAAAUAAAAGUGUUUACGUGUCUUUGAAAGUUAGUUUUGUGUGACUGUAUUCACCCACACAAAGCACAUGUGUUAGUUUUACCCUUUCAGCAAAUAAACACAAAACCCUCUUAAAAAGAUGUGCGACUAAAUUACAAACUUAGGCCUAGUUAUUAAUAUUUUAAGAUUUGUUCUCUUGGCAGCUAAAUGGCAUCGCCUCUGCCUCCAGUCGAUAUUGAACAGCAGAACAUUAUCGAUAAAUUGGCUGAAUUUGUGGCCAGAAAUGGGCCAGAAUUCGAAGCACUAACAAGUGAAAAACAGAGGGACAACCCAAAGUUCGCAUUUCUUCGAGGUGGCCAGUUCCAUGAAUAUUAUAUGUUUAGAGUUAACGAAGCUCGUAAAAUUUGGCAGCAGCAGUAUUCAACGAAAAAUAAAUCGCAUCAGAUUCUCAAUUCCAGAUCCAACUGGGUCAAUAUGAAUGAACAAUGGGAUCAGUAUGGUGGAAAUCCAGAUCAUUGGCAGCGUUAUAGUUCCGCACCACCAGAGCAUUGCGGAUGGGGUGGUCCAGAUCCAUCAUGGUAUCCAAAGCCACAAUGGCCACAUUUUCAACAGGGUGUACGAAUGCAUGGCGGUCAACCUGAAUAUCCAUACCAUCCUCCUUCGGAAGCGGCAGAUUCUUAUCGCCAUGGAAAUUAUAAUAAUCAUCCUCCAUAUGGUUACCCUGGACACCAUGGAGCAUUCCCGAUUCAGCAGUUUUCGUUUGGACCUGAGACUUAUCGUGCACCGAGACCUCAUUAUGAUUACCAAGUUCCUGGUGGUUCUGAACUAGGAGAAGCUGAUAUCGAACAAAGUGAGAAAAAUUUGGCUGCUCAGCAUGAGUCGUUGCUUGCUCGUCAAAACGUUGAAAUUCUCGAGCUCUUAGACAAAAAGAGAGAGGAAAAUGUUAGGAAAACUGGAGAGCAAUUGAACAUGUCUUGGGAACAGAUGAAUGAAAUGAUCCAACCACUCAUUGAAGCCUGUACAAAAGAAAAUAUAUCUAAAGGAAAAUCUUGGGUUGUUGACAAAAUGUCUGAGUCACCUGAGCUAACUAAGCUAAUGUCUGAUUAUCUAAUAACACGUGCAAGUGCUAUUAGUGUUACAUUUGACUUAAGGCUCCACUUGGUAUACUUGUUAAACGACCUACUUCAUCAUUCUAAACGUCGUGGUGCUCCUGUUCAUCUGCAAGAAGCUUUACACGAAACAGUGCCGGUAAUUUUCUGCCUAGCGACUGAGAUUGCAGAUGAUGAACAAAGAGCCAAAAUUAAUCGUGUUUUAAGCUUGUGGGAAACCAACUCUUAUUUGCCAGUCGAAGUUUUGGUAAAGAUGCGACCUCCAGAAUCAGGUAAAUUCUUAGCAGAAUGGAAAGAAAGUCAGUCAAAGCCGUUUGAAAGUGAAAUAGACAAAAUAAAAGCAAAUAUUAUGAAUCAAUACACUAGUCUUGAGCGACAACAUCAAGAGUUUGCAGAUCAUGUACUACGACAGUUAGCUUCGUCACAUUCCGAUAAGUCUGAUGAAGCAUCUAUCUCUGAUAAUCAUCAUUCCCAAUAUGGAUCAUCUCAUCAUCCUAUGCAGAAUGUUGAUCCAAACUUUACGUACUGGGGUCCACCACCACAGACUACUGGAGGAUUCGAUAUGCUUCCACAGGAUAUGAUGAGCGGGUCAGAUCCAAGAGAUAUGCAACGUCGAAUGCCUGGUUAUCCCCCACCUUCACAAAUGUCAGGGUAUACAGGACCUGGUGGUGGUGGGGCAAGUUAUCCUCCUCAAAUGGGUUGGCCACCUGGGCAGCAUGAUUCUGCAAAAUGGAAUCAAUCUGUACCUAAUUACAACUCUCAACCUGGACACAAAAAUUUUGGUGGUCAUGAGUUAAGCAGCAAUGUAUAUAUUGAAGGUGAAGAACCAGAAGAUGAACAAUCUGUGUAUCCUAAUUCGUCUUAUGAAUGCGGAUCUUAUGGAGGUUAUUAUAAUCAUAACAAUAACGAUUAUCGACAGUAUGAAGACUCUUCUCAUGGUGUUCGAAAUACACGAGACAAUCAAAAUAAUCGUGAUGAGAAACCUCGAACAUUUCGCGGUAGUCGUCCUUCACGAUUUUCCUCUGCUCCAUCUCAUCCUGAGACAGGUAAUGAAAAGAAAAUUGAUCGUAGUGAUACUGGAAAAAAUACUGUCAGUAUGGAACAGCAACACAUAACACCUAAGACUGAUCUAGAAAUGCCGAAAAAUUCAGAAAAUUCUAUGAUACCGGUUGUUGAAUCUUAUGACAUAAAUCAAAAAUUCCCCGCUUGGCAAUUACCUGCAGGAUUAGUACAUCCAUUAAUUCGAUUAAAAGAUUUUGAUUUUACUCCACUGAAUGAAAACAAUUUGCAAUUAUUACCUCCAACAACACCGUCUGAACGUUUGCUUAUGGCAUUGGAGAAUUUCUACAUGCCACCCACCCCAGAUAAACCACGUGACGGCGAAGGUUGGGAACACAUGGCUCUUCAUGAAUUUUAUACGAAAAAAGAACGCGCUCGUCCUUCUGAGCAUAAAGAAAACGAUAGAGACAACACAUCUACCAGCAAAGCAAAGUCAAAUCGACGCCGUCAGCAUAGUGGAGGUAGUUAUGCAAGUAGUCAUUCAGAAUAUGAUUUCACAAAUGAAUUAGUUCCAGACCUUCAACGUGACAUAGUGGUUGACGUUGAAAAGCCGUUUUCACGUGACAAUUCAGAUAAGGAAGGUCCCCUUGGGCCAUCACAAUUAGCAUAUAUAACAUCUUAUCCCAAACUUGCAGUUGGUCAACCUCUCAGAACUGGCCUUGAAGCACUGACCUUGGCCCCUCCUCCUAUGCAGUGUAUGCAAGGACAGCUAACACAUAAUUAUAGUGCUUAUAAAACAGCUGGUAUGCAACCGGGUAUUCCCAUACCUGUCCCUCCGUUACCAGGUUUACUAGGUGCCAUUCCACCUGGACCAAGUGGAUUCCCUAAUACAAGCUUUCUACAAUUUCCUCCUCCGGUCAAUCAGCCACCACCAACCCUUCCACUGCCUCAAGGUUUGAUUCAAAGGCCCCCACCAGGAUUUUCUGUUGACCGUUUUGAAUCUCGUGGGUCGCGAUCUCGUUCUAGAUCUGAUUCACGUUCAAAGUCUCAUUCUCAUUCUGCGGAUUCACGUUCUCGUGACUUUCGUUCUCGUUCACGAUCACAAUCUAGAUCUCAUAGUUCUCAAAGUAGAUCUCAGUCACGCUCUGAUUCUCGUGAUUCUCGUUCCAAAUCUGUGUCACCUAAUAAUGAUGAUGAAACUGGUAGCAACCAGUCACGUGGCCUUUCAAGAGAUCGAAGACGUAACAGAUCACGUUCACGAAGCUCAGGUUCACCGUUUGCUCGAUUCACUUCAGCUCCUGGACCUGGUGGUUUAGGAGCAGCCGGUGGAGGCGGUAGCGGUGGGAAUAUAAAUGCUGCUCGUGCUGCUGCAAUAGCAGCUGCGGUUUCCAUAGCUAAUUCAAUCAACGCACAAUCUGGCUGGUCCAAUAACAAUGUUAGUAAUAGUAACAAUACUAGUAAUAAUAUACCCACUAACGCAUUUAACAACCAAGGCUUUAGCGGGCCUGGUCUUUUACCAGGUGGUCCGUACGCAGACACCAAUAGAAUAACCUACUAUGGCGGCGGAUUUCAACCUAACCAGGGACAACACAAUCGUGGCGGUGGUGUUGGCGGCGGCGGUUCACGUGGUGGUUACAAUUCCAAUAAUUUACCAGGGCGAGGAGGCGGUAAUAUGCGAUACCAUGGGUCGGACGAUCGCUUUUAUCCACCUCCACGCGAUCACCAACGUCGAUAAAAAUGCUUUACUUGUUCAUGAGAUAUUUUCGAAUUAUACUCUUUGACUUUUGCAUUGUUUCUAUUAAUGAAUAUCAUUCAUGUGACUGUAAAUUCAAACAAUCUAAAUACAACUAUAUAUUGUUUGUUAUGAGUCGUUCUUUCUGUUUUCCGGUCAGUGAGAAUAAAGU
Messenger RNA from Schistosoma haematobium, 3998 nucleotides. RefSeq lists its product as uncharacterized. Bases 194 to 3829 code for a protein of 1211 amino acids. Gene Ontology annotation, biological process: intracellular calcium ion homeostasis; RNA processing. NCBI's taxonomy places the organism in Eukaryota, Metazoa, Platyhelminthes, Trematoda, Strigeidida, Schistosomatidae. Gene Ontology annotation, molecular function: RNA binding. Gene Ontology annotation, cellular component: perinuclear region of cytoplasm. The transcript is spliced from 11 exons. The record is from RefSeq and is a predicted model, not a curated record.